Manis pentadactyla (Chinese pangolin) is the source of this 960-nucleotide messenger RNA. RefSeq names its product olfactory receptor 3A1. Gene Ontology annotation, cellular component: membrane. The record is from RefSeq and is a predicted model, not a curated record. The coding region runs from base 13 to 960 and encodes 315 amino acids. Lineage: Eukaryota; Metazoa; Chordata; Mammalia; Pholidota; Manidae. Gene Ontology annotation, molecular function: olfactory receptor activity; G protein-coupled receptor activity. The transcript has a single exon. Gene Ontology annotation, biological process: G protein-coupled receptor signaling pathway.
UUGCAGGAACUAAUGCAGCCAAUAUCUGGGGCCAAUGGAACAGCCAUUUCUGAGUUCAUCCUGCUGGGCUUGGUGGAGACACCAGGGCUGCGCCCAGCUGUCUUUGUACUCUUCCUCUUUGCCUACCUGCUCACAGUUGGGGGCAACCUCAGCAUCCUGGCAGCCAUCCUGGUGGAGCCCAGGCUCCACACCCCCAUGUACUUCUUCCUGGGGAACCUGUCAGUGCUGGACAUUGGCUGCAUCACCGUCACGGUCCCCUCAAUGUUGGGUCGCCUCCUGUCCCACAAGCGGACAGUUCCAUACGGAGCCUGCCUCACACAGCUCUUCUUCUUCCACCUCCUGGCAGGGGUGGACUGCUUCCUGCUGACAGCCAUGGCCUAUGACCGAUUCCUGGCCAUCUGCCGGCCCCUCACCUACAGCACCCGCAUGAGCCAGAUGGUCCAGAGGAUAUUGGUGGCCGUGUCCUGGGCUUGCGCCUUCACCAAUGCACUGACCCACACCGUAGCCAUAUCCACCCUCAACUUCUGUGGUCCCAAUGUGAUCAAUCACUUCUACUGCGACCUGCCCCAGCUCUUCCAGCUCUCCUGCUCCAGCACCCAGGUCAAUGAGCUGCUGCUGUUUGCUGUGGGCUUCAUAAUGGCAGGUGCUCCCAUGGCUCUCAUCGUCAUCUCCUAUGCCUAUGUGGCAGCCGCGGUUCUGCGCAUCCGCUCUGCCGAGGGCAGGAAGAAAGCCUUCUCCACGUGUGCCUCCCACCUCACGGUGGUGGGCAUCUUCUACGGGACUGGUAUUUUUAACUACAUGCGACUAGGUUCUGCUAAGCUUUCAGACAAGGAUAAAGCUGUUGGAAUUUUUAACACUGUCAUCAACCCCAUGCUGAAUCCAAUUAUCUACAGCCUGCGGAACCCUGACGUGCAGGGCGCCCUCUGGCAGGUGCUCAUGGGGAGGAGGUCACUGGCUUGA